GGGAUCCGAAAAGAUCUAGUGAUUUAAUUAAAGAGAUUGCCAGCCUACUUCCCCGAAGUCAUCAAUCCCCCAGCUCUCGAGCAGCUGCUCUGCCCCGGUAAUCUCCUCUGCUGGUCACCCGACAUCGAAGGCCAUGGCCGCGAAGCCGAAGAAACUGAUCAUCGACACCGACCCCGGCAUCGUGUUAUGAUUUCUUGCUGCAGAUGAUGCCAUGGCAAUAUUUGUGGCAUUGAGAUCACCAGAAGUGGAGGUUAUUGGGCUUACGACUGUAUAUGGGAAUGUUUACACGACACUAGCAACUAGAAAUGCCUUGCAUUUGUUGGAGAUUGCAGGAAGGACUGAUAUCCCUGUAGCCGAAGGAUCCCAUGUUACGAUAACUAAUGGUACGAAGCUUCGGAUUGCUGAUUUUGUGCAUGGUGCCGAUGGACUUGGAAAUCAAAACUUCCCUCCACCAAAUGGGAAGCCAAUAGAACAGUCAGCAGUUGAUUUUCUCAUUGAGCAAGCAAACCUUUACCCUGGUGAAGUGACUGUGGUGGCACUGGGCCCACUCACGAACGUCGCGCUGGCCAUAGAACGAGACCCAUCCUUUGCGAAAAAGAUCGGGCAGAUUGUUCUUCUCGGUGGAGCUUUUUCUGUCAACGGCAACGUCAACCCUGCUGCAGAAGCAAAUAUAUUUGGUGAUCCAGAUGCUGCCGAUGUUGUUUUCACCAGUGGAGCAGAUGUUUUAGCCGUGGGGAUAAAUGUUACACAUCAGGUUAUCAUGACAGAUGCUGAUCGGGAAAAGCUGGCACGGUCAGGUGGGAAGUUUGCUCAGUAUCUGUGCCGGAUUCUGGAUGUUUACUUUGCUUAUCAUCGCGAAGCUUACUUUAUGAACGGAGUUUACCUUCACGACCCCACUGCGAUUCUUGCAGCAAUCAAUCCUUCACUCGUAACUAUCACCGAGGGGGUAGUUAGAGUCCAAACCACUGGCAUCACCGGGGGUCUUACGAUCUUGUAUAACAGGCAGAAAAGGUUUGCUGAAGUCACAGAAUGGUCGGAUAAACCAGUGGUGAAGGUCGCAGUGACAGUUGAUGCUCAUGCUGUCGUCAAGUUGAUGAUGGAGCGGCUCAUGGAUUCGUGAACAGUUAUAAAUCGGCAAGACAAGCUCAUCGAAAGAAUUGCGGUGGCAACUCCCCAAUCUAACUGUCUGAGGAUCUCAGGAUGCUGUCUUCUGAUUUACUAUGUGUUAUUAUUAUGUGCAGAAACAUCCUCAAUAAUUCAGUACAUUGUUAUCCUAUGCUUCAUUGUCUUCCCCGCAAUAAAAGUUGUUCGAUUGA
Molecule: messenger RNA, 1316 nt
Organism: Punica granatum (pomegranate)
Lineage: Eukaryota; Viridiplantae; Streptophyta; Magnoliopsida; Myrtales; Lythraceae
Source: RefSeq, a predicted model, not a curated record